AUGUCAACCACCACCACCAUACGUUUUGUCCGGUCGCUCGCCCCGUGUCUAGCCAGCCCUCGGGGACCCUCCGCCUCAUUUCAAGGGACUCGGUUUUUACAUACAACAACUCUAAGACGAAACAGUGCCCUAACAAAUAUUCUGGGCGAUGGUCCUGCUCCGGCUGUGCAGGUAAAGAGUGCAGGAGAGACGGGGAUUGAACUGGCCGAUGGUCUGAUACUUCCGGGCGCAUGCAUCUUUCUCGCUGGUCGGGUGUUUUUAUGGGAUGUCCCGACACCAAAUGACCGAUGGAGCAACUGGAAACUCGAACAUUUUGAGAUAUUCGACGUGAUAGUCCCUAAGCCAGAAUUACUACUACUGGGCACAGGCAAGUCGGCCAUGCUGCUUCCACCGAAAUUCCGAGAAUACCUGAGCAAGGCAGGCGUGCAAAUUGAUACUAUGGAUACGCGAAAUGCUUGUUCGACAUAUAAUCUCCUCGCGGAAGAGGGUCGCCGAGUGGCUGCCGCUCUAUUGCCGAUUCACCCUCGUUCAUGGGAAAGAAAAUAG
Molecule: messenger RNA, 546 nt
Organism: Rhizoctonia solani
Lineage: Eukaryota; Fungi; Basidiomycota; Agaricomycetes; Cantharellales; Ceratobasidiaceae
Product: NADH dehydrogenase
Exons: 4
Coding region: 1-546 (181 amino acids)
Biological process (GO): mitochondrial respiratory chain complex I assembly
Cellular component (GO): mitochondrial inner membrane
Source: RefSeq, a predicted model, not a curated record